Messenger RNA from Postia placenta MAD-698-R-SB12, 2067 nucleotides. RefSeq lists its product as hypothetical. The record is from RefSeq and is a predicted model, not a curated record. NCBI's taxonomy places the organism in Eukaryota, Fungi, Basidiomycota, Agaricomycetes, Polyporales, Adustoporiaceae. Gene Ontology annotation, cellular component: cytoplasm; nucleus. The transcript is spliced from 6 exons. Gene Ontology annotation, biological process: protein phosphorylation; actin cytoskeleton organization. Bases 1 to 1767 code for a protein of 588 amino acids. Gene Ontology annotation, molecular function: ATP binding; protein serine/threonine kinase activity.
AUGAUGCAUUCAGAGGCCUUUGAUGUAAUCCCCUUUGAGGACAUCAAGGGUGACUGGAAGAAGCUCGGGUCGGGGUCCUUUGGCAACGUCUACAAAGGGAACUAUCUUGGCAUUGAUGUGGCCAUCAAGGAGGUCUUGCCGUCGAAUGACUAUGAUGUUGCCAAAUACUUCGAGCGCGAGUGGAGGCUUAUGAAAGAGGCUCGCCACCCGAACGUCGUCCUCUACCUUGGGUUAUCUCAGGCCCCCGAUGGCCGCAUCUUCAUCAUCUCCGAGUUCAUCGAGGGCGGUAACCUCCGGCUUUACAUUCACGAUAAAUCCAAGCCGUUUCCUUGGAGACUUCGGUUGUCCUUUGCAACCGAUAUCGCUCGUGCUCUUGCAUACCUUCAUGCCCGCAAAUGCAUUCACCGCGAUCUCAAGGGCGAGAACCUACUUGUCACAACCAAUGGCCGCCUGAAGAUCACCGACUUCGGUUUCGCUCGUAUUGCUGCUCGGAAUGCGGACGAGCUCAAGCGGCUCACUUUCUGUGGUACCGACUCGUAUAUGUCUCCGGAGAUCCUCACAGGCACCGAAUUUGAUCUUCCUACCGACAUAUUCUCUCUCGGCGUGAUAUUCUGCGAAAUUGCAUCCCGUAAACUUGCUGACGACCAUACCUUUCGUCGUGCCCCACCCGACUUUGUUGUUGAUCCCGAUGAAGUACGACGACUUGCUAGCCCUAGUUGUCCGCCGGCUUUCAUCGCGUUGGCCCUCAAUUGCCUUGCGCAAGACCCGACAGCGCGACCUGGGACACGCCUGAUCCUGGAAAAGCUAAGGGAGAUCGAGGCGGAAGUACUCUCACGUCCAUCCGACAUAGAGGACAUGCACUUGGGUACAGUCAAGUUCAUGACCGGUGCGGCGCGUCGACCUGGUGCGGCUCCGCGAAUUCCUAGCUUCGGCAUGGGUGUUGGGAGAGACAUUCGCGACGCUGGAGGGCACACAAUGACGGAGGGACAUUCGAGCGACGAGGUGGACGACAGUGACGAGGAGCUGAUGCAGGCUGUCGAACGUCUGAGCAGCGUUGAUCUAAAUAGUGUUCGGAGUGAUGCGACGUCCGGUCAACGAGGCGAUAGUGCGCGGCCUUUGAUCGAGAGCACAUCCAGCACGCAUUCUGAAUACAGCACCACGGUUAUACGAUCCCAUUCCUUGAAUGCGGAGUCCUCUGCGCCGUCGCUCUCUUCCAUCCUCACCGUUCGACCGUCACCAGCUGCAGACCCCCCUCCUUCAGGCGCAAACGAAGUCACUCCUGCUGAAUCGCUGCUCUCCAUUGAAUCAUACUACACGGCUACCGCGUCUUCGCUAGCGGAAUUGUCUAUAGCCGCAGCAACGGAAGGUGGCUCCACCAUCCGCAGUUCGAAUCUGCCGCUCGUGCAUCGUUUCUCGCUUCUCAAACCAGGCGCGAAGCGCACAAGUGCGAACGGGAGCAGAAGUCGGAGCGCAUCGCCUCCGAGUGGGGACAUGUUAUGGAAUCGCAACCCGCUCGAGUUUAUUUUCUCGAGCACUCUUCUGGCCGCCAAGUGCGACGUGUGUAGCAAGCGCCUUGGUUGGAAACCCGUGCUCGAGUGUGACGACUGUGGUCUACGGGCGCAUGUCAAGUGUGGCGAGAACGCCCCAAUGGACUGCGGCAUUCGCCCGCCUCGACCUGGCGUGCACCAUAACACUGCUCCGCUAUCCAACCCUCCUUCACCCGCGACCAAAGCAAAGCCAAACGGAAAGACUGCCUCGCCCAAGUAGAUGCUUUGGCGACAAAUUUUACUGUUCUUCUUGACGAAUUUCACGACGCUCACGACCUCAUAGCAAUCAGUCAUAUCGAUCUUCAGACCCUUUCUUUCGCCUCACUAUAGCGUCCACGUAGUCGCAUCUGUCAAUCAUACCAUUGCAGUGUUCAUGUAGCCUGUAGUGUCAUCCACGGACUCGGCAUAAGUUAACCCCGUUGUCGCAUUUUUGGAACAGUUAUAUGUUAUAGUUGAAGCUCGCCGCUGAGUACCAUGUAAUCAUGGGUUCUGAUGUAAUCGAUCCUUACUUUAACAAUCA